GAAAUGAAGCAGAUAUGAUACAGACCUUCUCCUUUUUUGGUUUCAUGUCUAAGGCCAUAGAUCUCUCCAACCCAGUCAGCACCGGGAGAUACAGAGGAGAUGCCUGCUGCUGUGGGAAGCCGUGCGCUGCUGUGGAUAGCAUUGCUGCUCUUCGCUCCAGCUGGCUCGCUAGUGGCCACCGGGAAGUCUACCAUUUUUCUGAAUCCCCCAUGGAAUAGAAUAUUUAAAGGAGAGAAUGUGACACUUACAUGUGAUGGGGGCAUGUCCCUUGAAGUCAACUCCACUAGGUGGCUCCACAAUGGCACCGUUUUAUCAGAGACAACUUCAAGUUUGAACAUCGUGAAUGCCGGCAUGCAGGACAGUGGGGAAUACAUCUGUCAGAACCAAAGGCAUAACCCGAGCAAACCUGUGUUCCUGGAAGUCUUCAGUGACUGGCUGCUUCUUCAGGUCUCUACUGAGGUGGUGACAGAGGGUCAGCCCUUCCUCAUCAGGUGCCACAGUUGGAAGAACCUGAAGGCCUACAAAGUGAUCUAUUACAAGGAUGGUGAAGCCCUUCAGUACUGGUAUGAGAACCACAACAUCUCCAUUCCCAAGGCCACGCUCAAAGACAAUGGCACCUAUCACUGUGAGGGCUUUGUUCAGAAGUUGCACCGUAUCUCUGAUUCCCUCAACAUUACUGUACAAGAAGCUGAACAAAUCAAGAACUACUGGCCACAAUUUUUUAUCCCGUUGCUGGUGGGGAUCCUGUUUACUGUGGACACGGCAUUGUUUUUCUUCACUCGGCAGCAGUUCAAAUUGCUCUUGAAGAUUAAGAGGACCAGAAGAGGCAGCAGACUUCUGGAUCCACAACCUAAGACAGACCCCCAAAAGAAAUGAUGUUACUGCUCAAGAAACAUUUGCAUCAGCAUUUCUUUCCAGCACCAGCAACUUCUUUCUAGUAUCAACCAUUGCUUCUCCUCCCCUGAUACUGGAGGUUUCAUUCCAAAACCUCUGCACACACCUCAUUAUCUGCUCUCUACUCAGGGCUGCUCUCCCCAGUCUAUUCUUGUUCCUAAUUGUUAUUUGUAGUAUGAAGGAAAGGUUUCAUCCCAGUUCCAGUUACCGUUGUAAUAGAGACAGGAGUGAGAUAUGUAUAGAGAUAAUGAGAGGCAACCAGACAGGCAAACAAUGUGUGUAAAGCCCAAAUCUCACUCAAUCUUGAAUAUUUUGACUGGAGAGCAUUCUUCAGGUCCUCUUAGCUCCAGGUAUAGAAUCCUAUUUCUAUUCUUAUCAACCCAAGAAUUCUUCCUAAUGACCCCUAAUUGGAUCAAAGAAGCAGCCAAACCCAAAGAAAAGAGACUAUUUCCUCUCAAUUUGUUCCCUUGCUCAGUAUUUUCUGAAAGUGGUGCUUCCACACUUGUACCCCAAUUCUAUCUAUGCUCCUUGGAAAAUCCUAAAAUCUAGAAAUGAGGCAUGUGAGGAAGGGGAUAUUGUCAAAUAUAGCUCACAACAUACAUAGAAAUGUUUGUGAUCAAGGCUUCACAGAACUGCUUCAUUAAACCAACUGAAACUGGUUACGUGGCAUGUAAUAGUAAGUGCAUAAUAAACGUUAGU
Trichechus manatus latirostris (Florida manatee) is the source of this 1593-nucleotide messenger RNA. RefSeq names its product Fc epsilon receptor Ia (gene FCER1A). The transcript is spliced from 5 exons. Gene Ontology annotation, cellular component: plasma membrane. Gene Ontology annotation, biological process: cell surface receptor signaling pathway; regulation of immune response. Lineage: Eukaryota; Metazoa; Chordata; Mammalia; Sirenia; Trichechidae. The record is from RefSeq and is a predicted model, not a curated record. Gene Ontology annotation, molecular function: transmembrane signaling receptor activity. The coding region runs from base 100 to 876 and encodes 258 amino acids.